AUAAGAAUAAAAGAAACAGACCUGCAGGUUGUGCUAGGAAUAUACCAGUAAUUCCCAGAAACAACAGGAGCUAAUGGCAGCCGUCAAUUGGUCGAAGAUCGUUAUAGCAAGUUAGAAGUUGAACGUCAGUCCCACCCCAGAGUUGCAGACCAGGGGCAAGAGUGGACUAUAACAAGAACUCUAGACCUCCUCUUCAGCUCCUUUAUAUCAAGUUCUGCUAUUCCAGAAUAAUAAUCCUUUAUAAUGUCAGCAUCGUUGGACUCAGGGUCAGUCAAAGGAGUUUCGAAAGACGGCGAAGCACCCCUUUUCCAGGUCACCGAAAAACCUGUAAUCUGCAUCGAGCAUCCAUGUGUGGUGAAAGAUGUGGACAAGGCUAUUAGAUCGUUAGGUGGAGAGCCUGCUCUGGAGAAGUUCCUUCAUGAAGAAAGCACUCGAAAAAUCAUCGGGGCCAGUCUUCGACCAGACGACCCUCUGGCAAAGCCUCAUUUGUCCCGUGCAGUGCCUACCAAGGACAUGUUACUCCGGAUCACUGUGCCCAAGAGAACGGGGCGUAAGCGCAGACGAGGGAGCUCGGAGCCAUAUGCGUUCCAGGAUGCCGAUACAAAAUCCGUUGUCCAUUCUCAAUCCGCUAAUAAUCCGGUCAAAGACAUGCUGCGAAGCAUGCAAGAUAAUCCAGAGUCUACUGAAAUCAAAUGCAUGGGGGCAAUCCGAGAAACCCAUCGAUUUCGCCACCUCCCUGACUUCCAAUAUGCGUCCAAUACCGACAGUGUGAUGCGGAAGAUUAAAGACAGCCUCCUUACCUUCUCAUAUGCCAAAGUCAAAAGCUUCAAUCCUGACAUCGAAGUCGGCUCUCUUCCUGAGACAGACGUAGUGGGACCCCCGCCUGCAUUCAGCCAGAUGAUGAACAACUUCAACUACGGAUACGAGCAGAACCCCGAGUUGCACUCGUUCAUGGAUCCGUCGGGACGAAGAGUCACAAUCAACCUGCAGGCAUUCCGAGGAUAUAUCACCCAUGUUGUACCGUUGAAUGCUGAGCAUGUCCCGCUUUCAUCUCCCAAUCCGCUACCCCCGGAGGAUACGCUUCAUCCUUUCCUAAGGCAGUCCAUUGAUGACCUUCGUUCCGCACUCGAAGAGCGACCCAUCAUUUCGAGGAGAGUCGCGUUGAAUAUGAUCGACCAAGACGCAGGAUACUUCCAACGAUAUGCCUGGGCGUAUCUCGGAUAUGUCUUCAAAGCGGGGCCGUGGAAAGAUUCUCUAAUCAAGUUCGGACUGGACCCAAGAAAGGAUCCGAAGUACCGGAUAUACCAAAGCAUUGGAUUCACCUUCAAUUCCAAGGACAUCAACCCAGAAGGCACCGGCGUAAGCUGGCCAUGGCAAGGCGCACGACCUGGACCAGCCGCUCAGAAACCCAACGAAGAUGACCGAACCACGCAUCAAUUCGACGGCAAGACCGUGUCCCUCACCGGUAAGCGGUGGCAACUCUGCGACAUCACCGACCCCCUACUCCGCAAAAUUCUCGACACCGCCCCCAUCCUUGAAACCCCCGAUCUCAACGCCGGAGGCUUCUACCAGAACGGCACCAUCGCCGUCGUCCGCGCGAUCAUGCGCGAUAAGAUCGACACGAUCCUGGUGGGCAAGCCGCCGGACGACAAGAUCUACACCCCCUUCCUCGACUGGCCGGCCCGCAUCGACGAUAGCACCUUGGUGCAAACCCAGCUUCCCGUGAGCGUCACCGAGAAGCAGGCGUACCUUGCGGCACGCAUCCGUGGGUUGGCGACGACGAUUAGCAAGGUGCCAGCUACGGUUCGAGAACAGGGGGCGGUGGCACAUGCGCACCGCAAUGUUGAUCCGGAGACUUUGCAGUCGAGGGACAUGAAUGAGGAGGUUUAUGAGGAGAUGAUGAGCGAUGAGGAGGAGGGAGACAUCGAGCAGCAGAGACGGGGUUCUGGGGAAGAAUCUGAUUCUGAGUAACAAAGCAACAGGAGCGAG
Molecule: messenger RNA, 1989 nt
Organism: Eremomyces bilateralis CBS 781.70
Lineage: Eukaryota; Fungi; Ascomycota; Dothideomycetes; Eremomycetales; Eremomycetaceae
Exons: 3
Coding region: 244-1971 (575 amino acids)
Biological process (GO): transcription initiation at RNA polymerase III promoter
Cellular component (GO): transcription factor TFIIIC complex
Source: RefSeq, a predicted model, not a curated record